AAAGGGAUGUGCCAUUCAAAUAUAUAAAAAAGUCUGACAUGUAAUUGCACUGUCAGUGUAACCAUCUCUUCAUUUGUGGGGGAGUGACAGACAAGAAGGAGCUUAUCAUGUCUUCAGCACUUUUGGUAAAGUCAGUUGACCUUCAGUUUAAAGAAAACAACAGGCAACACAGAACUGAAGAAAUAAGCAAAAAGAAGCUGAUAGUUCGAAGAGGAGAACUAUUCAUCAUCACAGUGAACUUUCACACCAGAGGAUAUGAAGAAGGAAGGGAUAACAUCACUUUAAUCGCUGAAACAGGACCAAGAGCAACGGAAGAAGCAAAAACAAAAGCUGUAAUGACUGUGGGAGCUUCAGUUAAGCCAAAUAUGUGGAACACAACUGUAAAAAACAGCCAUGACCACACAUUAACCCUGUCUGUGUCCUCUCCAGCCAAUGCUUGCAUUGGAAAGUAUACUUUCCAAAUGCAGCUGUCCAGUGAUGGCAAUAAAACAAGUUACAACAUGGGAGAAUUUAUUCUGCUCUUCAACCCAUGGUGCAAAGAGGAUGAAGUGAGUAUGACCGAUGAAAUUCUGACACAGGAGUAUGUAAUGAAUGAGCAAGGUACGCUGUUUUUUGGCUCUACAGAUUACAUCUCUUCUUCUCCAUGGGACUAUGGGCAGUUUCAAGAAGAUGUUGUGGACAUCUGCCUUAAGUUGCUAGAUUUGAACCCAAAGUACCUAAAAAGUCCCAGCAAGGACUGUGCACGACGGGGUGACCCAAUCUAUGUCAGCAGAGUAGUGAGUGCAAUGGUCAACAGUAAUGAUGAUAAGGGAGUUGUGGAAGGAAGAUGGCACGGAGAUUACAGCGAUGGGGUUUCACCAGGAACCUGGAGUGGGAGUGUACCCAUCCUUCGCAAAUGGUAUAAGUCUGGCUAUAAACAAGUCAAAUAUGGUCAGUGCUGGGUAUUUGCUGCUGUCCUGUGUACAGUAAUGCGAUGCUUGGGUGUUCCUACUCGUGUGGUGACUAAUUUCUCGUCUGCCCAUGACACAGAAGGAAAUUUGACUAUUGAUGAAUACUAUGAUCUAAAAGGAAAAAAGCUGGACAGAAGUUAUGAUUCUAUCUGGAACUACCAUGUUUGGGAUGAGUGCUGGAUGAAGAGACCUGAUCUUGAAGAAAUCUAUAGUGGAUGGCAAGUUGUGGACUCAACUCCUCAAGAAACAAGUGAAGGAGUUUACUGCUGUGGUCCUGCACCUGUUUUAGCCAUCAAAGAGGGACACACUCACCUGAAAUUUGAUCUUCCUUUCACUUUUUCUGAAGUAAAUGCAGACGUUAUAAGGUGGAUAUCCUACCCAGAUGGAAGAACUAAGAAAGCUAGCAGUGACACAAAACUAGUUGGUCAAUACAUCAGUACUAAGACGGUUGGCAGUGAUGAAAGAGAAGAUAUCACCAAAAAAUACAAAUAUGAUGAAGGAACUACUCAGGAGAGAGAAGCAGUUGCAAGAGCUCUCCGUAAUAUUAGAAACAGGAGUCGUUACGAGAGUGCACGUGCUGAUGAUCGAUUACAUGAAGACAGUGAAGAACCUAACUUGCCAGCCACAAAAAUUGAUGUUUCCAUCAAAGUAGAUAAAACUCCUGUGAGGGGACAAAAUAUAGACAUGCUGGUGAAUGUUACAAAUAAAAGUCCAGCUAAGAAACACCUCAUGCUUUUUAUCAGUGCUCAGUGCAUGUUUUAUGAUGGGAGACCAGGCACUCGGUUCUGGAAAAAGGAGGCAGAUAUUCAGCUUGCAUCUAAUGAAGGAAAAGAUUUUCCUUACCAGAUCCUUUACUCUGAAUAUGAUGAGUACCUCAGUGACAGUCGGCUAAUUAAAAUUGCAGCUACUGUGACAGAACAGGAAACAACACAAACAUUCCUUGCAGAAAAGGAUAUCUUCCUUUCAAACCCAACCAUCAGCAUUCAGGCCCCAGAUGAAGCUCUAAAGUAUGAACCAACUACGGCUGAAGUCCUUUUCUCAAAUCCUUUGCCUGAGCCCUUGAACAGCUGUGUGCUGACAGUAUCAGGAAGUGGCCUCAUUUAUGAUGAAGUGAAGAUAGAUGGAAGACAAAUGAAACCAGGAGUCCGAGGAAUACUUCGCGUGGAAUUCACUCCCUUCAAGACAGGAAUGCGGAGACUACAGGUUGUCUUUGAAUGCGAUAAAUUUAAAGACGUAAAAGGAUACAAAGAUAUCAAAAUUCUGCCAAGCUCAGAAGAAGAAGAAGACUUCUCUAACUUUGGGAUUUACCGUUAUUGAAAGAUUUCUGCAAAAAAGCUCCUUUGUAUCCAACAACCAGGUUUUAUUAAAGAAAUCAAUUUCUUACUAUUACUAAUGAAUUUUUGAGUUUACCACUGUAAUAAACCUAGGUUUGGAAUGUCAGCUAAGUAAAAUCAAUAAAGCAGCUAUGUUUGUAAUUUAAA
This is a messenger RNA of Protopterus annectens (West African lungfish), 2431 nucleotides long. It is a transcript of the gene TGM5, whose product is annotated as transglutaminase 5. The record is from RefSeq and is a predicted model, not a curated record. NCBI's taxonomy places the organism in Eukaryota, Metazoa, Chordata, Ceratodontiformes, Protopteridae. The transcript has 13 exons. Bases 108 to 2267 code for a protein of 719 amino acids. Gene Ontology annotation, molecular function: protein-glutamine gamma-glutamyltransferase activity. Gene Ontology annotation, biological process: peptide cross-linking.